Messenger RNA from Racocetra persica, 162 nucleotides. NCBI's taxonomy places the organism in Eukaryota, Fungi, Glomeromycota, Glomeromycetes, Diversisporales, Gigasporaceae. The record is from the annotation of a GenBank genome assembly.
UUUCCUGAUUUUAAGCAAACGGGUGAUAGACUUUCACAUGUAAUUUCUCACUUAUUUGAAAAUACUAUAAAGUUAGCGGUUAUUCCAUUUUUCAAGAAACUACAGGAUCCAUCUAUUAACCAAAAUCAUCCAUCAGAUGAAACAGAUUCAAAAUUUUGCCUA